Molecule: messenger RNA, 1792 nt
Organism: Belonocnema kinseyi
Lineage: Eukaryota; Metazoa; Arthropoda; Insecta; Hymenoptera; Cynipidae
Product: MAPK regulated corepressor interacting protein 2-like
Exons: 4
Coding region: 199-501 (100 amino acids)
Source: RefSeq, a predicted model, not a curated record
AUCGAAAGUCGGUCGCAGCUCGCAGCUGUGCACGCGCUGUCAACGAGGCGUUUAUAUAUAUAAUUUUCUUUCUAAAAUAAGUGACGCACCAUACUAAUUACGCGUUUUGUGAUAUUUCUGUUACUUUGAGUGCCGGCCUUAACGAGGAGAGAAUAAAUCGAGAACUUGACGACUAUCCACUGGCUCAACGACCAUAAAAUGAGUGGCCGACCACAAAUGACUACAAUGAAUGGGAAGAGGCCUUCUUCGAUUCCUCCGAGGCAUCAGACAGAGUCCACUUCUCAGCAUCUGGAUCUGAUUAAGUAUAUAUAUGAUUCUUGGAAUUCAGUUUCGAGGGAAUUGGACACCUGUAAUUCGUCAAAUUAUAGAAAUGGGGCCUCAGUUACAUAUUAUCAAGAACGUGAACCCAAUCCACAGCUCAAAGAUUUUCAACCAUUCAAUCUGGAGACUUGGUGGGGCCAGCGAGUGGUUCAAAGCAUCACGAGAAAUGCGAGCUCCUAGUGCCAGGCCCCGCAAAUCGAACCCAACCGAACAUUCUCUCACAGGCACAAGAAACAGAAGAGAUAGGCGCUCCUGAUUUAUUUAAAUUUAGGGCUCUCGCGUCCACGCAAAAUAUCAUUUAAUUUUUUUUUUCUAUCCCAACUUUUUUAAACUCUUCCCAAUCUCUCGUAAUACGAGAGAAUUACAUGUAAUAUUGUCACUAUUUAUUUUAUCUAUAGCAGGCCUGUUCGGAAAUUUUUUUUUCUGGAGAACUGAAACUGAAAUUCAGAUAAGGGAAAAAAGCAAUAUUGAAAGCAUGAAUGAUUAGUUGGAGGAUAUGAAAAGGCACUCUUUUUAACUUGAAUCAGUCAAACAGAUUUGAUUAAAAUUUAGAGUGCCAGAAAGUCUUGAAGUGUUUGGAGUUUACGACAUUCCUUCAAAUACCUUUUUUUUUUUUUAAUCAAUAUUCGGUCGUUUCCUGUAUUCCCCUUUCGUAGUAUUUUUUUCCGAUUUGCUUUAGUGCCUUUCUAAAAAGUAUCCUUUUUUAAAAGAAGUGUUGAUCUAUUUAUUUAAUUUCUGAUUUUUAUUUAUCAAUUAUGCAUACACAGAGAAGACGAUGCUUUUUACAGUCAUAAAAAAAGUCGCUCACAGCUUUUUUCUUCGAUACUGAGAAGUCAAUAGAGCGCUCUCACGCUAUUGUAGACUUGUUGAUGAAUUUUUCCACUCUAGUAGUAUAGCAACAGGUAUCUGCAACAGUAUCUGCAUUACCGACUGAUGGUAAUACAGAAUUUUACUUUAUCGACCGAUAGUAAUAUCAACUGAUGGUAAUGCAGAUUUCUAAUUUGUCUUCAGUCGGUAAUGCAGUCCUGCAGCUAUACUACUCUCGCGAUUCGCUUUUUUUUUUUAUUCUUCCAGAAAAUGUUGUGCCGGACAGAAUUUUUACAGUAAUUGCUACGCCGUUUUCAGAUUUAUACCAGAAAUUUGUUUGUUUGAACUGAACUCAAUUAAAAAUGACAUAAUCACUUUCGCAUUGCAAAUAAGGAUCGAUACGGAAAUAGUGCCUUCGUCCUUGUUUGAAUGCACAAAAGUGGAAAGCUAGUGCGUUGUUUGUAAUAAAAUAUUGCACCUUCUAGCGCGACUGAAAAUUGCUACAGGUUCAAGUAGUUUUAAUGUAAGACUAUUAUUUAGAUGGGUGUACACCGACAUUUUGUACUAUUGCAGUACUCGCAUAGUUACAUUAUUAAUAAUUUUUAAGGCUAACCAGAUAACGUUUCUAAUGACAAACAAUAAUAUCUAAUGUCUUGUACAGUAA